GGGGAAAAACAUAAAAGUACAUAAAAAAUGAAAACUGAAAACGACACAGAACGCUUAUGACUCUUUUCUCGCAUGUGUGAUCCAGAAUUGGUGAUUCCUUGAUCCACAAUACAAAUUUGGAUCGAAAGCAGGAAACUUGGAGAAGAACUCGUAAUGGGUUUGAUCGAACACGUCCAAUCAAUCAACUGGCAGCAGGAAGCGUACCCAUCUUAUGAGGAUUUCGUUGUUCUUCCUUUCUUCGCUUUCUUCUUCCCCUCUGUCCGCUUCUUCCUUGAUAGAUUUGUGUUUGAGAAAGUAGGUAGACGACUGAUUUUUGGAAAGGAACACCGGGUGUCAGAAGUUGAAACAACUGAGGGAAAGAAAAAGAUUAGAAAAUUUAAGGAGUCAGCUUGGAAAUGCAUUUAUUAUCUUUCAGCAGAGCUUCUAGCAGUCUCUGUGACUUAUGAUGAGCCUUGGUUUACAAACACUAGGUACUUUUGGGUAGGGCCAGGAGAUCAGGUCUGGCCUGAUCAAAAACUGAAGUUGAAAUUGAGGGGACUGUAUAUGUAUGCUGCUGGCUUUUACACAUACUCUAUAUUCGCUUUAAUCUUUUGGGAAACAAGGCGUUCUGACUUUGGGGUGUCCAUGGGUCAUCAUUUUGCAACAGUUGUCCUCAUUGUGCUGUCUUACAUAUGCAGAUUUGCUCGUGUUGGUUCAGUUGUUUUGGCAAUUCAUGAUGCUAGUGAUGUAUUUCUGGAGAUGGGAAAGAUGUCCAAAUAUAGUGGAGCUGAAACAGUUGCUAGCUUUGCAUUUGUUCUUUUCGUUUUGUCUUGGAUCUUAUUGCGCCUCAUUUACUACCCUUUCUGGGUCCUUUGGAGUACAAGCUAUGAAGUUGUUCUGACAUUGGACAAGAAAAAGCACCCGGUGGUUGGACCAAUAUAUUAUUAUACUUUUAAUACUCUUCUCUUCUGCUUGCUUGUUCUUCACAUUUAUUGGUGGGUCUUGAUAUAUCGAAUGGUUGUUAAACAAAUUCAAGCAAGAGGCAAAGUAGGUGAUGAUGUUAGAUCAGAUUCUGAGGAUGAAGAUGAACAUGAAGAUUGAUCUAGGAAUAGUUACAGCUAUACAAUUCUAUGUGACCCACGCAGAGGUAAUCUGACUUUUAUUCUGAAGUACCAUGGUAGAUACCGUUUUGAAGUCAAAUCAUUUGCCAUUGUCAUGCAGACUUGGUCAAAAAAUACCCUUAAGCAUCACGAAAACACAUGAUUGGAAGUAUUAGUGGAGAUGUUUAAAUUGAAGUGAUUAUUGGUGUGAUUGAAGCCUGAUGCGUGGGUUUUAUUUUUUUACACAACUAAAAUUGCCCGUUAUUACUUACCUAAUGGCAAGGCAGGAUAUGCUGUGAUCUUUUUUUACAAAUAAAUGCUGCAUUUCUUUUCUUCAUUAAGUUAUUGUGAAUUGAUGAGCAAAGUGAUGCUGACAACAAAAUUGAUGGCUUUAUUCUGGGUAAAGAAUCAUACUUACUAAUGCUUUGUGUAAAAAAAAAAUUGAAAAAUGGAAACUGAUAUUGCCAGAGGUUCCUCUGUUCCAUUUUUUGUCUGAUUGUCAAUGCAUUAUGCAUCCAUCUCAAAUUUACAUAGAUUUCUGUAUCGUGUCUUCUGCAGAUAAAGACGUGCCAAAGCUUAAACAUUUAUAUUCUCUUUGGCUUGAAUUGCCUUGUAACACUGUAGGAGUCAUGCAUUGUUCUGAGAUCAGAUACAGAAGUUUUUGAAAAGGUUCCCUUUGAAGAGACAUUUAAUUAUUGAUUUCAAGUUUUAACACUGAGCAGCUCCUCAGAUUUGGUCUGAGUCUGCUGGUUCAACCAGGAUUUGUUGUAAGAAAACGCAUCAUUACCUUGAAACUGCAACAGUUGAUCUCAUAGCCAUUUGAGGGUUAAUGAACUCAUUAUUUCUUUGAUAACCACUACCACCUGCAAACCUCUUUUCUAAUGCAUGAGCUCAUUAACUUCAUUAUAGGCUGAAGUGUCCAUGGUGAACAGAUUUUGUUUCAUGUGGAUUCUUAAACAUUGAUUUGGUAGUUAUAUUUUUCAGUUUAUAAUA
This is a messenger RNA of Rubroshorea leprosula, 2072 nucleotides long. The record is from the annotation of a GenBank genome assembly. Lineage: Eukaryota; Viridiplantae; Streptophyta; Magnoliopsida; Malvales; Dipterocarpaceae.